Messenger RNA from Phyllopteryx taeniolatus (common seadragon), 2789 nucleotides. RefSeq names its product antigen peptide transporter 2-like. The record is from RefSeq and is a predicted model, not a curated record. Gene Ontology annotation, molecular function: ABC-type oligopeptide transporter activity; ATP binding; ATP hydrolysis activity. Gene Ontology annotation, cellular component: membrane. The coding region runs from base 307 to 2631 and encodes 774 amino acids. NCBI's taxonomy places the organism in Eukaryota, Metazoa, Chordata, Actinopteri, Syngnathiformes, Syngnathidae. The transcript is spliced from 12 exons. Gene Ontology annotation, biological process: transmembrane transport.
CUGGGUCGUCCCCGGAACACCUCACCGGGGAGGCAUCCGAAUCGGACGCCCGGCCACCUCACCUGGCUCCUCUCGAUGCGGAGGAAGCUUGACAUUUUCUCCCAUUAUUAGUUCGUCAUCGAAAGAAGGUUGCUGGCCGAUGACGUCAUUACACGCAGCCGUCCAUUGGUGACGACGUCACGCGUGUCCCGGAUGUCGGACGCUCGCCGCUUUUGAACAUUCAUUUUUUUUCUUUUAAGAUCAGCCAUAAAAUAAUGACUAUAUUAAUUAAUAUGAAAGACUAAUUCAACAUGAGGAGGACCUUUGAUGACGAGAGGACGUGAAGAAUGUGGAGCAAAGGUGGUUCUCGGCGAAAGUGAAAGUCAAAAACGAAGACGGACGAGACGCACGCGUUUGUCGCUCUUGGGCUGCGAGAUGUCUUCGCUCGUGCUUCUUGCGUUCCCGCUGCUGCUGGUGGACGUGUUGCUCACGUGGACCUUCCGCAGCGCUCUUCCGCUCGCGGGCGGCGCCGGCGCGGCGGAGCAGUGGGCAGUGGGCCUCAAGUGGGUGCUCCUUCACGUCGUGGCGCGCACGACGGCGGCCGGGAAGCAACGGGCGGCGGCGUACGGGCUGGCCGCGCUGCUCGCCCUCCUGCCGGCCGUCUUCCGAAGUUGCCGUGACCUGGCGGGGGCCCCCGCGGAUCCCGGGGCGGGCGGCGCCCUGCGGCCGGCGCUGUGCUCGGCGCUGAGUUUUCUGGUUUGGGAGGCGGGCUUCGGCGGCGACGGCGGGUCGACGCGGGAGGGCGAGCCGCGACCGGACGCUCGCCGCCUGCUCGCCAGGCUGCUUCAGUACGUCAGAGCCGACUUCCACUUCCUGUCUGCGGGCUUCGUCUUCAUCAUCCUCACCGUUGCCUGCGACACGUCGGUGCCGCUGUUCCAGGGCAAGGUGACGGACGUCCUCCGAGGCGGAACGCUCGACGCCGACUUCUACUGUGCCGUGGCGAUGCUGGCGUGCUUCUCCGUGGGCAGCUGCGUUUUCUCGGGCCUGAGGUCAGGAUUCUUCAAGAUCACGCACGCUCGCCUCAACAAGCGCCUGAAGGUGGCGGUGUUCCGCGCGCUCUUGAGCCAGGAAGUGCUCUUCUUCGAGGAGAACGAUCCAGGAAGUCUUUGUUCCCGCCUGCACUCGGACGUGCACCGGAUGGGCCUGACGGUGGCGCUGAACGCCAACGCGGCACUGCGCAGCUCAGUCAAGGCCGUCCUCAUGCUGGCGGCCAUGUCGUGUCUGUCGCCCGCGCUGACGGCGCUGGCGUGCGUCGAGAUCUUCGCCGGGGCCGCCGUGCAGAAACGACAAGUCCGCCGCGACAAGGAAUCGAAGGAGCAGACGCAGGACAGCCUGGCUCGCCUCCAGAAGCUGAGUCAUCAGUCGCUGGCCGGAAUCCGCACCGUCCGAAGCUUCCACGGCCAAUCGGACGAAGCCCGAAGAUUCCGCCGAGAGCUGGAAACGCUGCGAGACGUCAGGACGCGAGCGGCGCGACACAAAGCCGUCUUUGUCCUCCUGCGCAGGCUGGGCGGUUUGCUCACCAAGACGGCGACGCUGCUGGCGGCUCGCUCCCUGGCGUCGGGCGGGCGGCUGAGCGUCGGGACCCUCGUGACCUUCCUGUUGUUCCGGAAGCCCAUGUCGCACAUCCUCAAGGAGAUAUUUGUGAGCUGCGGGGACACGCUGGCCACGGCGGGCAUCAUCUCCAAAGUCUUCGGCUACCUGGACCGGUCGCCCAAACGCCGCCCGGACGGCGGCCUGGCUCCCGACGCGCUGCGGGGCACCGUCGAGUUCCGAAACGUCACUUUCGGGUACCCGUCCGUGCCGUGGGACAAACCGGCGCUGAAGGACGUGUCCGUGGUGCUGGAGGCGGGAAAGGUGACCGCCCUGGUGGGACCGUCGGGCAGCGGGAAGACUUCACUCGUGGGACUCCUCAAGCGACUCUACGAACCUCAGCGAGGGACCGUCCUGAUGGACGGACGGCCGCUGCACGCGUACCGCAACGGGUACCUGCAUCGCAAGGUGGUUUCGGUCUCCCAGAAUCCGGUUCUGCUGCGCGGCUCGCUGCGUUACAACGUGGAGUACGGCCUAGAAGACUGCGACUUCAGGCGGGUGCGAGAGGUCGCCGUCAAGAUCAAAGCGUACGAGUUGCUGGCCAAGCUGGAGGCCAACUACCACGCAGAUGUGGGCGAGGGCGGCGGGCGUCUGUCGGAGGGCGAGAAGCAGAGCCUGGCGCUGGUGCGGGCGCUGGUGCGGGAACCGCGUGUCCUCCUCCUGGACGAGGCCGCCAGCCACAUGGACGUCCGCGCGCAACAGGCCGUGAGUCACGCGGCGCCGACAGCUCGGACGCGUACGGCCAGGAUACUGACCUCUGACCCAACUAGGACACACACGGCUACAAAAAAAAGACAAAAGGCAAUGUUCCACAAAACCAUUCGUAUUCCUUCUGGCUUGAAGAAAAGGAAAAAACAAAGAGCUGGAGAGGAAGCAGCGACCCGCGGCUCGAGCGAGGCACCCCUUAAGCGCCCGCCCGACUGCGCUUCGGUUGCCCCCACUUGCCCCAAUCUGACAUUUCCCCUGAUCUAUUUGGAAAGGUCUCCACAAGUUGACCCCUGAGCUGUCUCUCAACGAGGGUCCUCGAGGAGGUUCUCGGGUGCGGGUGUACGGUCCUGAUGGUGUCGCACCGUCUCGACAGCGCCGAGCGAGCCGACCGCGUCGUCUUCAUGGAGGACGGCGUGGUGACGGAGGAGGGGACGCACGCGCAGCUAAUGGCC